Messenger RNA from Rubroshorea leprosula, 1608 nucleotides. The record is from the annotation of a GenBank genome assembly. NCBI's taxonomy places the organism in Eukaryota, Viridiplantae, Streptophyta, Magnoliopsida, Malvales, Dipterocarpaceae.
UACUAUAUAUUACUGCAUAAAGUAGUCGAAAAAGGAAAAAAAGAAAAGAAGAGAAAAAAAUCUUUUGUUGUUUUGUGGUUGUGGAGAGAAGGGAGAACAAAGACUGCUACUGUUACUAACAAAUGCCAGGUAUCCCUUCUUCCCUGUUGUAGCAGAUGAUGCUGCAUCAGGCUUAUUCAUUAUAUUUCGUCAAGGCAAAGGAAUGCAGCCCUCUCUCACUCAUCAUCACCAUUAUAUUGUUUUCACCUUGACAAAAUUAAACCUUACUGCCCAUUUAUCUCACAGAGAUGCUUGGCUCCCUGAAUAAUUCAUCGAGUUCCCAAGAUGCAGAAGAAGCCCCAGAUCUGCAAGACCACCGGCCACAGUCGCAGGCAAUACACAUGCGCCAAUUACUCAUCAGAUGCGCCGAGCUUGUCUCUCAAUCUGACUUUUCCUCUGCUCACCGCCUCCUCUCCUUGUGCUCAAACGCUUCUCCUUAUGGAGACUCCACCGAGAGAUUAGUCCACCAAUUUACGAAAGCCCUCUCUGUACGUAUCAGUCGCCUCUGCAGCAACCUUGGAAGUCACCAUCAGCUGCUUUCGAUGAUGAAUAUCAACAACGAUCCCUUCAGGCCGCAAGUUACUGUUGGUCCCAAUGCUCUCAUCUCUCCUAUUACUACUACAACAAUCAAUACUGAUGAUCAGAUUCAGUCAUGCUAUCUGUCCCUAAACCAAAUAACUCCCUUCAUCAGAUUCAGUCACCUCACAGCCAAUCAGGCCAUUUUGGAAGCUAUUCAAGUAGGGCAACAGGCCAUACACAUCCUGGACUUUGACAUCAUGCACGGUGUGCAAUGGCCUCCGCUGAUGCAGUCGUUAGCCGAGCGUUCCAAUCCUCCCAUGCUCCGAAUCACUGGAACAGGCCACGACCUCAACCUUCUCCACAGGACGGGCGACCGCCUUUCUAAAUUUGCGCAGUCCCUUAGCCUUAGAUUUCAUUUCCAUCCUCUUCUCCUUCCCAAUAACCAUGACCCUGCAGCUGCUUCCAACGUUGCUCUACAUCCGGACGAGGCCCUUGCUGUUAACUGCAUCAUGUAUCUACACAGGGUUCUCAAGGACGAUUCCCGCGAUCUCCACCUCUUUCUUCACAAAAUCAAGACCUUGAAUCCGGUUGUGGUGACCGUAGCAGAAAGGGAAGCAAACCACAACCAUCCCUUGUUCUCACAAAGGUUUGUAGAGGCCUUGGACCAUUACACGGCCAUCUUCGAUUCCCUGGAGGCAACGAUACCACCUAACAGUCGGGAAAGGCUGGCUGUGGAGCAGAUAUGGUUCGGAAAAGAAAUCAUGGACAUUGUGGGUGCAGAAGGCGAGAACAGAAGAGAGAGGCACCAGCGGCUGGAGACGUGGGAAGUGAUGUUAAGGAGCUCAGGAUUUUGUAAUGUUCCCUUGAGCCCCUUCGCCCUUUCGCAGGCCAAGCUUCUCCUCCGGCUCCACUAUCCGUCUGAGGGUUACCAGCUUCAGAUUGUCAACAAUUCUUUCUUCCUUGGUUGGCAGAAUCGUGCCCUUUUCUCUGUAUCUUCCUGGCGCUAGCAGCAGCUACCUCAUGACAUGAUAAUUAAUUAAUUACUUAGUU